Messenger RNA from Dermatophagoides pteronyssinus (European house dust mite), 816 nucleotides. RefSeq lists its product as uncharacterized. NCBI's taxonomy places the organism in Eukaryota, Metazoa, Arthropoda, Arachnida, Sarcoptiformes, Pyroglyphidae. Gene Ontology annotation, molecular function: heme binding. The record is from RefSeq and is a predicted model, not a curated record. Gene Ontology annotation, cellular component: intracellular membrane-bounded organelle; membrane.
AAUAAAUCUUAGUGAUCAAACAUAAUCUAAUUAUUUUAUCAAAAUUAUCUUUGGCUCAAUUAUCAAUCGGAAUCGAGAUCCGAAAAAUUAUCAAAAUCAUACCACCAUCAAGAAAUAAUUUACUUCUAACAAAUUAACUUACUUGGACAUUAAUUUUUCAACGAAUAAAUUUUCUUUUUUGCUAAACCGCUCAACGUUAAAAACUAUAUAAAAAUGUUUGAAUUAAUACAAACUUUAAUGAAUACGGUGACUACCGCUGGUGUAGUAUCGCCACCAUCAUCACUAUCAAAAUCCAAUACAAUAUGGCCAAUGGGUCAAUCCAAACCGAUAAUCAACGAAUCGACAAAACGACAAUCAUGUGAUAAUCUACCUGAAUAUACAUUAGCUGAAGUUAGUGAACAUUGGCAAACCAAUGAUUGUUGGGUUGUUGUCGAAGAUCUUGUUUAUGAUAUAACCGAAUUUGUUGAUGAACAUCCUGGUGGACAAUAUAUUGUUAUGGAACAUGCUGGUCGUGAUGCUACAUUAGUUUUCCGUGGUAGCCGCCAUAGUCAAGAUGCAUAUAAUAUGCUCGAUAAAUAUCUUAUCGGUAUUCUAGUCGAGAAUGAACGUAUAUGCUGGAGCCGUAGUCGUUCAAAUACAAAUGGCAGUAGUAGCAGCAGUAGUCUUUAUGGAAGUUCACCACAACCAUCAAAAAGUUUAUAGCCCAUUUAAUCAUCAUCAUCCUCAUCAUCAUCAUUAUUAUUAUUAUUUAGGUUCGAAUCAAAAAGCUUCACCUAUAUAAACAUCAUCAUCAUUAUGUUAAAUAUAUUGGCUUCA